Messenger RNA from Frieseomelitta varia, 2062 nucleotides. It is a transcript of the gene Clp, whose product is annotated as cleavage and polyadenylation specificity factor subunit 4. Bases 292 to 1221 code for a protein of 309 amino acids. Gene Ontology annotation, molecular function: zinc ion binding; RNA binding. NCBI's taxonomy places the organism in Eukaryota, Metazoa, Arthropoda, Insecta, Hymenoptera, Apidae. The transcript has 4 exons. The record is from RefSeq and is a predicted model, not a curated record.
AAAAAACUAUUGACUAUCAGAUCUAUUCUGUACUGUGUUUGUGCCAAAGUGAAUCUGUGACUAUGUAAAAAUAAAAAAAAGCAUUGUUCGAAAGCAGCGAUGUGAAAUGAUAUGACGCUUUCAGCAGUUCAGUUCUAUCAACACACUUAAAGAAUGGUCAUUUGUACGAGAAGUUUUCGCAAUUUUCCUUGAUCAAUAAAUAGUUCAAAUUACUGAAAUUGCUCAAUAAUGAAUUAGAGAGAUAUUGCAAACAAUGCUCACCAGUACUUAGAAACUUCAAUUUAGAUGUGAAUGAAAUUAAUGUUUGUUGUGUACACGGUAGUAAAUAGAUCUGUGAUUAUUGAAAGCUUUCGAACAAUAAUGGAGUGUCUAGUGGCGAAUGUUGAUAAUAUGCGAUUUGAUAUUGAAAUCGCCCUUGAUGAACAAUAUGGAGCACUUCCUUUACCCUUUACGGGAAUGGACAAAUCUACUGCUGCAGUAUGUCAGUUCUAUCCAAGAGGUACAUGCGUUAAAGGAGCCUCCUGUCCGUUUAGGCAUGUACGAGGAGAUCGCACAAUAGUAUGUAAACAUUGGUUGAGAGGUCUUUGUAAGAAAGGUGAUCAGUGUGAAUUUUUACACGAGUAUGAUAUGACAAAAAUGCCAGAAUGUUAUUUUUAUUCUAGAUUCAAUGCUUGCCACAAUAAGGAAUGUCCAUUCCUACAUAUUGACCCAGAAACAAAAGUCAGGGAUUGCCCUUGGUAUGAUCGUGGAUUUUGUAGACAUGGACCAUUAUGCAGACAUAGACAUGUUCGUCGUGUUUUAUGUAUGGCAUAUUUAGCUGGGUUUUGUCCUGAAGGACCAAAUUGUAAAUUUAUGCACCCAAGAUUUGAAUUACCAGCAGUGCAAGAUAUGCAACCUAAAGAAGGAAAAAAAGUAAUGAUCACAUGUCAUUUUUGUGGAGAAGGUGGUCACAAAGCAAUUUAUUGCAAUAAAAUGCCACCUGAUGUACGUGAAGCUCAAGUUAGACAAGAAAUAGAAGGUAAUUCCCACGCUACACAUCACAUGAAUACACAUAAUGGACCUCCACCAAGAGGUCCCCAAAAACCACUUGAAGAAGUCACUUGUUAUAAAUGUGGAACUAAAGGCCAUUAUGCUAAUAAAUGUCCAAAAGGUCAUUUAGCAUUUUUAAGUCAUGCUGGGGGUAGUGGAAGUAGUACUCAAAAUCAAAAUUAUCGUAGAUGAUUUCAUUUAUUUUAUUUAUGUAAAAUUAAUAUUGUGAUUCUACUUUAAUUUUUAGUAAAAUCACUCGUCUGUAAAAAUUUCUAUAUUAUAUAAUAAAAUGAGUUUAAUAUACAGUUCCAACAUCUCCAAAUAAAAUAAAAUAACUCUUUAUAAGACUUUUGUAUUUUUAACAAAAAAGAUUUCAUGAAAGUAAAUAUCACCAACUAUAUACUAUAACAAAUUUAAUUUAUUAUUUAAAGAAUUAAACAUACUUCUAAAUAGUCGUUAUUACAUUUUGUAAAUGUAUUUAAGGGUAUUUGCUAAAUUAUUAAAUACGCUAUUUCUAUGAGCGCAUCGAUUUUCGACGUAGAAUGUUAUAAAAAGAUAUAUUUGUUUACCGCUAAUUUAAUUUGUGACGUUGAACAUGGGAAGACGUACUUCGCCAUUUGUAUAUGAAGUGGCAUUGUAAGACUAUUAAUUUUUAAAAUCUUGUUUGCUAAAAUAUUAACAUUAUUUAUCUUUCACGUGAUUAUUAUCAGAAAUAUUAAGUUCCUUAUUCCAUUAUUGGAUGUACAUUUAGUACUUGAAAUGUAAGUUAUUGUUUCAUUUUAAGUAUAUUGUUUUUCUUAUAUUCUUCGGAAUACAUUGUACCUAAAGACUGUAAGUUAUUAUUAAAAGAAAAGUGCAAUCAUCAGAAUCAUGAAAAUACUGAAUGUCACUUUUAUAUGCAAAAAAGCAAGUGUGGUUUUCUUUUAAUUAGGAGAAAAGAUCUAGUUGCACAAGAAUAUUCCUUAUCAUGUCGUAUUGUAAUCAAUAACUUCAACAUAAUUAGCAGGAAAAAGUCCAUAAGUACCAUCAGGAC